AUGCUUUCUCGAAGUUUCACAACGGGACUUCGCAUUCCACACUUUCUACUCGUUGGACUUAUAUGGACGUGCAACAUCUUGCUGGCUGGGCUGAUUUGCUCUCUCAUCUACUAUUCAGCCUGGGCCUAUCUGCUGAUAGGUCUGGUCAGAGGCCUGGCCUACCCCGACCCUCCACAGGAUCUGGUCGCUUUCAUCACUCGCCUCUUUGACUGCUGCCUCCAUAGACCUGGCCUCGUUUUGACUGCGCUCUUUCUGGUCUGGCACACGAUUCAUCUCCAACGGACUUGGGGACUAGAGGAACGAGGUGGCAUGGCCUCGACAAUACUCCAACGUCUGCCCAAUUGGGUUAUUUUGGCCAAAUAUUUUCCAAUUCGCCUCGUGGCCAGCGAUGAGCUUCUGGCAAUCAGUGCCACCAAACCCCGGCCUGGUCAUGGGGAACGAGCCGUUUUGCUGCCCAACGACAGAAAUUACCUGGUCGGGUGCCAUCCACAUGGAAUUUUGGCUACAGGAUCGUUCAUCAACUUUGCCACAGAUGCAACUGAUUUUGACAGCAUGUUUCCCGGUCUGAGUCGACAUGUUGUUACUUUAAAGUUUAACCUCUCCGUGAUGCUUCAACGCGAGUACUUACUUGGACUUGGUAAGAAUAUUUGCAGGACUUUUAUAGCCAGUGCCACUGAUUAG
This is a messenger RNA of Protopolystoma xenopodis, 681 nucleotides long. Lineage: Eukaryota; Metazoa; Platyhelminthes; Monogenea; Polystomatidea; Polystomatidae. The record is from the annotation of a GenBank genome assembly.